ACCGCCUGCACGGGUCCGGCCGGCAUGACUGCGACGCUCAGGGCUGCCAGUCCGCCUCUGUAUAGGUGAACGGUGUGGCGUCAAAGCGGCCUCCCCGCACCAACAGUACAACAAGCUCGCAAGAUGGCGGCGGCCGAGCGAGUCGUCGCCGAGGGGGGCGAGGCUGACGCACUUCCGGGGCCGCCCCUUCUCCGUGACGUAAAUUCCCGCCCCUCCCUCUCGAGACACGCCGUUGCCGUGGCAGCGGUCGGGGAGCCGGGAUAGGUUUUGCCGGGGAUCCCAGGAGCGGCAGGCGCACCUAGGGGCAGUUUCAUGAGCCGACCAGACACAGUGGCUGAGGCUGCGACGCCGGAGACUGGAGCCACGAGGAUGGCACACCUGCUGGGCAGCCAGGCCUGCAUGGACAGCCUGCGCAGGGACCUCACCGACCUUCAGGGCACCAUCGUGGACGUGUUCUCGCGUGCCGGGCCCGUGCACUUCCCUUCCUGGAAGUUCCCUGACCGCAUGGCCUGUGACCUGGACAUGGUGGCCCUGCUAGAGCACUACGACCACGUGCCAGGUGACCCCGAGUUCACGCAGCUGUCCCACGCUGUGCUGCUGGAGCUGGUCAUCGACAGGCUCCUGCUGCUGCUUCAGAGCUGUGCGAGCUACUUGGAGAACCUCGGCGUGGAGCAGACGGUGCCCCCCGCCAGGGCUGCCAGGCCCUGCAUGUCCGUGGGGCUCACGGUGCGGCGCUUCUGGAACAGCCUGCUGAGGCUGGUCAUGCUCAUUCAGCAGGUGGCCCCCCAGAAAAGGGCAAACCAAGGGGAGACCCCCACCUCCAAGCCCACAGCCAAGGGCGAGCCAGCCAGGAGCCCUGAAUUUGUGACUGCCAAGCUCAUCAAGCCCACCUCACCAAUGCCAGGCUUGCCCCAGACCUGCCAAGAGCUGGACAGACUCCCUGUCAGCGUCUCCCUGCAGUGUCCAGCCAGGACGGCCAAAAACACCAGGAGUGUCCACUCCCAGACCAUGGAGACAGCCCUGGUGCCCUGUGAUGCAUGCACCAGCGUCCAGGGCAGCCUGCAGGAGGUGGGCAAGAUGGUCAUCAGCCUGUGUCAGAGCCAGAACUUGCCCUCGUCCUUAGGCCAGUUCCAGCAUCUGGUGCAGGACAGCAUGGGGCUCAGGCCACUGCCGGCCACCACCAUGGGCCACUGGGCAGCUGAGCAGAGCAAAGACCUGGCACGCCUCAGCAAGCACAUGGGAGCCCUCACUCAGCUUGUGGGGCCCCUCAGGGCCCAGCUGGAGGAGGCUAAGGGGCAGAAGGACAGACUGAGGAAGCAGGUGGGCGAGCUGGAGCAGGCCCUGCAGCAGGAGCAGGGGGCACAGCGGCGGCAGGCGGACGAGGCCGAGCAGCGCCUGGCCCAGUGGGAGCACGACAGGCGGCAGCUGCUCGCAGAAACAAGUGACCUCAAGACAAAGGUGUCCACCCUGGAGGGGGAGCUGAAGCAGCAGCGGGAGUCCACGCGGGCCGUAGAGACGAAGGCCCAGGAGCUGCAAGAGGAGGCUGAGCACAGGGCGGAGGCUGAGAGGCAGGUGCAGCAGCUGGAAGAGCAGGUGCAGCUGCUGGCAGGGCGGCUGGAUGGAGCCAGCCAGCAGAUCCGCUGGGCCAGCACAGAGCUGGACAAGGAGAAGGCCCGUGUCGAUAGCAUGGUCCGCCACCAGGAGUCCCUGCAGGCCAAACAGCGAGCCCUGCUACAGCAGCUGGACACCCUGGACCAGGAGCGUGAGGAGCUGAGGGGCAGUUUGGCUGAGGCCGAGGCCCAGCGGGUCCACGUAGAGAAGCAACUGCAGCAUGUGCGGAGCGAGAGGGAGCAGGGGCAGUGCCAGCUCCGGGCCCAGCAGGAGCUGCUGCACAGCCUGCAGCGAGAGAAGCAAGGCCUGGAGCAGGCAACAGCGGAUCUGCAGCUGACCAUCUCGGAGCGAGAACGUGAGCUCGUGGAGUUGAGGGAGCGGGAGAGGCUGCUGGUGGCCUUUCCGGACCUGCACAGGCCUGUGGAAGCCCAGAUCCAAAGCUCUGGCAACGUCACGGACGACAUGGAGAGGCAGGUGCAGGCCAACGACAUCCGUAUCCGGGUCCUACAGGAGGAGAACAGGCGGCUGCGAUCCAUGCUGUCUAAGAUCCGGGAGGUGGCCCAGCAGGGGGCCCUCAAGCUGAUCCCACAGGACCAGCUCUGGGCCCCUCCCAGCAAGGGAAUCCACAGAGCAGCACCCCCAGCCCAGGCCCAGAGAGCAUCUCCAGGGCCCCUGGGCAGGCAGCACUCACCUGGCAGCAGGACGGCCAGUGCGGGCAGGACCCUGCCGGGCCAGCCCCAGGCCUCCCCGCCUCAGCAGCCCUGCAGUCGACCCAGCAAGUCCUCCCUAGAGGAUGUGACCCACUCGACCAACUGUGCCCAGAACCCCAUCCGGGCCUUGGCCAGGCUAAGAAGGAGACUGUCACCAAGCCGGGGCCAGGCCGGCCCUGCAUACCAGCCCCAGGAGCGGCCCACGUAGCCUGCAGUGGGGUGGGGCUGGAGGGCGGGAAGCUGGCAACCCACCCCAUGUAAUAAAGCCCAGGCCAUCUGCUCACAGCAACCUUGGCCUCACCACACUGGCUCAGCAGGGCAAGAGUCCUUCCUUCCCUGUCCUGAGUCCCCGGCCAUGUGGGUCAUUGGCCAGCAGAGGUCUGGCACACUGUGCACCCUCAGUAAAUGGGAGCUUCCUGCCUCCCUCCUGACAGGGGCAGUGGAGGAAGAGGACACACUGAGGGCAGAAAGAAGCUUCUAGCACCUGGGCGAUGUGAAAGCAGUCUUUUGAUCCUCACUGCAAAGACUAAGGGGUAACAUGGACUCAGUGACCCCCACCAAUAAAGAGCAGGGUCAGGGUAGGGGGUGCGCAGGGGAAGGAGAGCAGCCGCCACGGUGGGCCCAGUGAGGACACCUGAGGCAAGGAAGGAGUCAGAGGCCGGGGUUCUGGCUCAGGCUCACAAAGGCAGGCAGGGACCACCCAGCUGUGAACCUGGGCAUGGGGACAUUAAGGAUCCAAGAAAAUCAGCCCCCCUUUCACUGUGGAACGCCUCACCUUCAGGAAACACAAGUCAGAAAGGGUUUUUCUAAAUCCAGGAGGUUGGAUCCCCAGGAGGCCACUGAAGGCAGGGCAAGGCUUCACCCAGCCAGAGAGCGGGACACCCCAAGCCAGCCCUGGCUUUCCCAGGCCUGUCCCUUGGGGCCAGGGCACUGAUGCUGCCAGGCACACCAGGCCUGCAGUAGUCCAGUUUUCCUCACGAAGCCUCCAGCCUGUCCUGAGCCACCCCGCCUGUGAAGGACAGGCACUAAGACCUUGCUGAGGAGUUCUGGGUGUGGGGGUGGGAAGGGGGAUGCUCUUGGCUUUCUAUGACAGUUUUCCCUGGUCAGGAGGCCAACAAGUAGAGCACCUCAGUUUACAGAGAAAAGUCAAGAAGAGCUGUGUAUGUAGCUGAACUGGCAUGGCCACAGGCUGCCCAACUCUUGCUUCUGUGGAGCCCGGGGGCUCGCUGAGGGAGCCUGGGCUGGCUGUCUGGACUGGGCCCCUCCCAGCUGAGAGCCAGCCCUCUGGUGUGCUCCCUGAGGCAGGGGGCGGACCUGUCACAGCCCGGCUCCUCUCUGCAUCCAUUCAGUAGCUCACAGGUCUGUAGGUCAGACGUCCGGCCCUGUGUGGGUGGGUUCUCUGCUCAGGGCCUUACAAGGCUGAAAUCAAAGCAUCUGCCAGGGGCUUCCCUGGUGGCA
Molecule: messenger RNA, 3779 nt
Organism: Delphinapterus leucas (beluga whale)
Lineage: Eukaryota; Metazoa; Chordata; Mammalia; Artiodactyla; Monodontidae
Gene: CCDC157
Product: coiled-coil domain containing 157
Source: RefSeq, a predicted model, not a curated record